Molecule: messenger RNA, 4229 nt
Organism: Callithrix jacchus (white-tufted-ear marmoset)
Lineage: Eukaryota; Metazoa; Chordata; Mammalia; Primates; Cebidae
Source: RefSeq, a predicted model, not a curated record
AAGAGUUUACAGGGAAGUGAAAGCUAAGAAAAAAAGCCUUCCUGGAUUGGCCUGGUUACCGCUCCUGCUUCCUUCCACAGAAACUUCAAUUCCCAGAGGCAGGGGCGGUAGUUACACAGUGGAGGCUACGGCGGGGAGGCCCAGUAUAAUCACAAGGAUUCAUAAACUGGAAGAGGGAGACAGAAGAGAUGGUCAGAGUGAUAUGAAGUAAGAAGGAUUCAGCUCACUCUUGUUGGUUUUGUAGAUGGAGGAAGGUGCCGUGAGUCAAAGAAUGCUAGAAAAGGUUCUGAAGAGUGUCACUCCCUCACUGGCUGCCAUUCAAAGAGUCCACUUCUCAGUGACUCCUAGCUGGGCACUGGAUGCAGUUGAGGGUCGCUGGUCAAUAUGAUUCUUCUUGCUGUGCUUUUUCUCUGCUUCAUUUCCUCAUAUUCAGCAUCUGUCAAAGGUCACACAACUGGUCUCUCAUUAAAUAAUGACCGGCUAUACAAGCUCACAUACUCCACUGAAGUUCUUCUUGAUCGGGGCAAAGGAAAACUGCAAGACAACGUGGGCUACCGCAUUUCCUCCAACGUGGAUGUGGCGUUACUGUGGAGGAAUCCUGAUGGUGAUGAUGACCAACUGAUCCAAAUCACGAUGAAGGAUGUAAAUGUUGAAAAUGUGAAUCAGCAGAGAGGAGAGAAGAACAUCUUCAAAGGAAAAAGUCCACCUAAAAUCAUAGGAAAGGAAAACUUGGAAGCUCUGCAAAGACCUAUGCUCCUUCAUCUAAUCCAUGGAAAGGUCAAAGAUUUCUACUCAUAUAAAAAUGAGCCAGUGGCCAUAGAAAAUAUCAAGAGAGGCCUGGCUAGCCUAUUUCAGACACAGUUAAGCUCUGGAACCACCAAUGAGGUAGAUAUCUCUGGAAAUUGCAAAGUGACCUACCAGGCUCAUCAAGACAAAGUGAUCAAAAUUAAGGCUUUGGAUUCAUGCAAAAUAGAGAGGUCUGGAUUUACGACCCCAAAUCAGGUCUUGGGUGUCAGCUCAAAAGCUACAUCUGUCACUACCUAUAAGAUAGAAGACAGCUUUGUUAUAGCUGUGCUUGCAGAAGAAAUACAUGCUUUGGGGCUGAAUUUCCUACGAACCAUUACAGGGAAAAUAGUAUCAAAGCAGAAAUUAGAGCUGAAGACGACCGAAGCAGGCCCAAGACUGAUGUCUGGAAAGCAAGUUACAGCCAUGGUCAAAGCAGUCAAUUCAAAGUACACAGCCAUUCCCAUUGUGGGGCAGAUCUUCCAGAGCCAGUGUAAAGGAUGUCCUUCUCUCUUGGAGCACUGGCAGUCCACCAGGAAAUACCUGCAGCCUGACAACCUCUCCAAGGCUGAGGCUGUCAGAAACUUCCUCGCCUUCGUUCAGCACCUCAGGACUGCGAAGAAAGAAGAGAUCCUUCAAAUCCUAAAGACAGAAAGCAAGGAAGUAUUACCUCAGCUGGUAGAUGCUGUCACAUCUGCUCAGACCUCAGACUCAUUAGAAGCCAUUUUGGACUUUUUGGAUUUCAAAAGUGACAGUAGCGUUAUUCUCCAGGAGAGGUUUCUCUAUGCCUGUGGAUUUGCCUCUCAUCCCAAUGAAGAACUCCUGCGAGCCCUCAUUAGUAAGUUCAAAGGUUCUAUUGGGAGCAGUGACAUCAGAGAAACUGUUAUGAUCAUCAUUGGGGCACUUGUCAGAAAGUUGUGUCAGAAUGAAGGCUGCAAACUCAAAGCAGUAGUGGAAGCCAAGAAGUUAAUACUGGGAGGACUUGAAAAAGCAGGGAAAAAAGAGGAUACUACAAUGUAUCUGCUGGCUCUGAAGAAUGCCCUGCUUCCAGAAGGCGUCCCACUUCUUCUGAAGUAUGCAGAAGCAGGAGAAGGGCACAUCAGCCACCUCGCUACCACUACUCUCCAGAGAUAUGAUCUCCCUUUCAUAACUGAUGAGGUGAAGAAGACCUUGAACAGAAUAUACCACCAAAACCAUAAAGUUCAUGAAAAGACUGUGCGCACUACUGCAGCUGCUGUUAUUUUAAAUAACAAUCCAUCGUACAUGGAAGUCAAGAACAUCCUGCUCUCUGUUGGGGAGCUUCCACAAGAAAUGAAUAAAUACAUGCUCUCCAUUGUUCAAGACAUCCUACGUUUUGAAAUGCCUGCAAGCAAAAUGAUCCGUCGAGUUUUGAAGGAAAUGGUCGCUCACAAUUAUGACCGUUUCUCCAGGAGCGGAUCCUCUUCUGCCUACACUGGCUACAUAGAACGUAGUCCCCACUCGGCGUCUACUUACAGCCUAGACAUUCUUUACUCGGGUUCUGGCAUUCUAAGGAGAAGUAACCUCAACAUCUUUCAGUACAUUGGGAAGGCUGGUCUUCACGGCAGCCAGGUGGUUAUUGAAGCCCAAGGACUGGAAGCCUUAAUUGCAGCCACCCCUGAUGAGGGGGAGGAGAACCUUGACUCCUAUGCUGGCAUGUCAGCCAUCCUCUUUGAUGUUCAGCUCAGACCUGUCACUUUUUUCAACGGAUAUAGUGAUUUGAUGUCCAAAAUGCUGUCAGCAUCUGGCGACCCUAUCACUGUGGUGAAAGGACUUAUUCUGAUAAUAGAUCAUUCUCAGGAACUUCAGUUACAAUCUGGACUAAAAGCAAAUAUAGAGGUCCAGGGUGGUCUAGCUAUUGAUAUUUCAGGUGCAAUGGAGUUUAGCUUGUGGUAUCGUGAGUCUAAAACCCGAGUGAAAAAUAGGGUGACUGUGGUAAUAACUAGUGACAUCACAGUGGACUCCUCUUUCGUGAAAGCUGGCCUGGAAACCAGUACAGAAACAGAAGCAGGCCUGGAGUUUAUCUCCACAGUACAGUUUUCUCAGUACCCAUUCUUAGUUUGCAUGCAGAUGGACAAGGAUGAGGCUCCAUUCAGGCAAUUUGAGAAAAAGUAUGAAAGGCUGUCCACAGGCAGAGGUUAUGUCUCUCAGAGAAGAAAGGAAAGCCUGUUAUCAGGAUGUGAAUUCCCACUCCAUCAAGAGAACUCGGACAUGUGCAAAGUGGUGUUUGCCCCUCAGCCGGAUAGUACUUCCAGUGGAUGGUUUUGAAACUGGCCUGUAAUAUUUUACUUGAAUUUGUCUCCUUGAAAGGGAUACGAUGUGACAUGACUAAGUACUUGCUCUCUGAGAGCACGACGUUUACAUGUUUACCUGUAUUUAAGAUUUUUGUAAAAAGCUACAAAAAACUGCAGUUUGAUAAAAUUUGGGUAUAUGCAGUAUGCUACCCACAGUGUCACUUUGAAUCAUCAUGUGACACUUUCAACAAUGUUCUUAGUUUUCUUAUACCUCUCAAAUCCCAUUUGGUACAGUGAAAAUAGUUAUUCUCUAAGAGGAAACUAGUGUUUGUUAAAAACAAAAACAAAAUGAUACAAGAACCCAAUUUUGUUUCAACAGUUUUUGGAUCAAUAUAUAUGAGGCCCUUGAUAGGGCUUCCUUAAGCAUGACGGGAAAACCAAACAUGUUGCCUAAUCAGAAAAAAAAAAGAAAAGAAAAGAAAGAAAGAAACCUUUUUUUUUUUCUUCAUUUUUGGAGUUGAGGGCCCGGGGAGAAGGGUUAAGACUUUUAAAACACUUUUGUUAGCCAACUUCAAGAGUUAAUAUUUAUGUUUCUGUUAUUGUUAGUUUUAUUAAGCCCUAAGAUAGAAGGCACAUAGAAUUAACAUCUCAUCUUUCUGCUGACCAUGUAGUGAGGUUGCUCCAAAGACAUUCAGAUCUCUACCUCCAACCCUACAAAAAUAUUAGACUUAGCACAGGGGAAUCAGAAAAAUGAAUUUCAGAAACUCCGUUUGAUUCUUCUUUUGCUGUGUCUUUCUGAGACCGUAAUGUGGCACACUGUCCUGUAAGGGAACAUUCUCAUAUAUUAAUCAUUUUAUCUCUGCCUCACCUUUUGGGGGUGAGAGCUCUAGUUCAUUUAACUAUAAUCUGCACAAUAGCCAGGAUGACUAAGAGAACAUUGUGUCAAGAAACUGUGGAUCUGGAUUUCCAAAAUAUGAAAGCAAGAAAAGAACAUUUUUAUUUGUAUGAAUUAAAAGAGCCAUGUUGAACAUUCACAAAUAUUUAUUAAUAAACAGAAAUGGUGAUAAACCCAAAACAAAUAACAGGUGCUCAUUUUCCACUAAACACACACAUGUGAAAUGAAAGUUUAGCUAGCCCACUAUUGGUUGUAAAUUGAAAAUGAAUUUUGAUAAAAUAAAUAUGUAGAAAUCAUAA